This is a messenger RNA of Juglans regia (Persian walnut), 4232 nucleotides long. Its product is annotated as putative disease resistance protein At3g14460. Gene Ontology annotation, biological process: defense response to other organism. The record is from RefSeq and is a predicted model, not a curated record. The transcript has 3 exons. NCBI's taxonomy places the organism in Eukaryota, Viridiplantae, Streptophyta, Magnoliopsida, Fagales, Juglandaceae. Bases 218 to 3904 code for a protein of 1228 amino acids. Gene Ontology annotation, molecular function: ADP binding.
AGAGAUUUUAAUUUCUCACACGAACUCUCUCAGAAAUUCAAUCAAUGACCAAUCAGUCAAUGACCCAUGACCACAGCAUGUGCCACUCACAUUUCUCCUAUUUAAUUUUAUUACAGUAAGAAUUUUCUUGCAACCUGAGCUUGCUUUGCUGUUUGCAAAAAAAAAAAAAAACCUUCCUUCAUUUCCCUUGAUUUCUCUCAUUCCGAAGAAGAAAAACAUGGCUGAGGUGGGCUUGGCAUUUCUCUCUGCUUCACUCAGCGUGUUGUUUGACAGAAUGGCAUCUCCAGAGGUGGUUGGCUUCAUGCAGGGAAGAAAACCAACCGAAGUGCUCUUAAGGAACUUGAAGAAUGCAAUGCGGUCUGUGAAGUUUGUGCUUGAAGACGCGGAGGAAAAGCAACAUACGGAUUCUUUUGUGAAAGGCUGGGUUGAUGACUUGAAGGAUGUUAUCUACGACGCGGAGGACAUCUUGGAUGAGAUUGCUACUGAAGCCUUGCAAAGAAAGCUGGACGCUGAAUCUAGUACCACUGCACUAGAAAAGGUACUAGACUGCAUCUCUAAUACUUUCCUCGAUACUUUUGUCAAUGAAGUAGAGCCAAAAAUAGAAGAGGUACUUGAUAGACUAGACAGUCUAGUAAAAGAAAAGGAUUUUAUGGGUCUACAAGCUGUAGGAGUUGGGGGAAAACAAUAUCCAGAUCAAAAUCAAAGGCUGUCCACUUCUUACGUCUCAGAGUUUGACACUUUUGGUAGGGAUGAGGACAAGAAAAAAGUAAUUGACUUAUUGCUCUCGUCUGAUGCGAGAGGAAAUGAAAUGUUCGUGAUUGCCAUCGUUGGCAUGGGGGGAAUCGGCAAGACUACCCUUGCUCAAAUGGCAUACAAUGACAGUCGGGUGCAACAACAUUUCAACCUUAAAAUAUGGUUUUGUGUUUCAGAAGAAUUUGAUGUGCCCAAGGUUGAGAAAUCAAUUAUAGAUCAGGCUGAAACUUCGUCAGCUCGUUCUACUGAGGAUCCAGAGCAGCUUCAAGUUACACUAAAGAAGAGUUUGAUGGGGAAGAAAUUUCUCCUUGUUUUGGAUGAUGUUUGGAGUGAGAAACCCAUUCAUCGGGAGUUCCUAGGCCAGCUCUUGCAAUAUGGGGCUCGAGGAAGUACGAUCCUUGUCACCACAAGGAAUGGUAGCGUUGCAUUGGCCAUGCACGCUAUUGAAACUCAUCAUCUAAAGCUGUUACUAAAGAAUGAUUGCUGGUCACUUUUUGAAAAGCAUGCAUUUCGCAAUGGUAGCUCUGACGCAGAUCCAAAGAUAAAAGAAAUAGGUACUCAAAUUGUGAAAAAGUGCAAAGGUCUACCUUUAGCAAUCAAAGCGAUUGGCAAUCUCUUGUGGUCUGAAUCAAAUGUCAAGAGAUGGACGAAUAUAUUGAAGAGCAAUUUAUGGGAUCUUACCAUGGAGGGGACAUACAUUCUUCCGGCUUUGAGGUUAAGUUAUAAGUAUCUCCCCUCAUAUUUAAAAAGAUGCUUUGCUUAUUGUUCGAUAUUUCCAAAAGAUCAUAUUUUUAAGAAAGAUGAAUUAGUGUUGUUAUGGAUGGCGGAAGGCUUCUUGCAACAAUCAGAAAUAGAAACUAUGGAAGAAGUUGGCAAUCAUUGCUUCGAUGCUCUUGUAUCGAGAUCAUUAUUUCAACAAUCAAGUCGUGAAACUAACUCAGGUUUUGUAAUGCAUGAUCUUAUCAACGACUUGGCAAAAUUCGUGGCUGGGCAAUUUGGCACUGAUAGUUUAAAAAAAAUUGUGAAGAUGACUCGCUAUGUAUCAUAUUUCGGCAACAGUUGGUGUACAUUCCAGGAUAUUGAAGCUGAUCUUUUAAAGGCCAAACAAUUGCGCACUUUCCUUGCAUUACGUUUUUCAACAGUACGGCAUUGGGAAAACAAAAUGCAAUGGACAAUAUUGUGCUUAAGAGUUCUCUCCCUACGCUACAUAGGCUUUGAGAUUACUAAGUUGCCUGAUUCAAUUGGCGAGAUGAAAUAUCUACGUUAUUUGGAUGUUUCUUCGGGAAGUUUUAAUAGGUUGCCCGAUUCCAUAUGUAAUUUGUGCAAUUUGCAAACGUUGAAGUUAUCAUGGUGUAGUGACUUGGAUAGAUUGCCAAGAGAUAUGUGGAAACUCAUUAAUUUGCGUCAUCUUGAAAUUGAUUCUACUCUCAAAUUAAAGGAGGAGAUGCCGAUAAAAAUGGGUAGAUUAAAUUGUCUCCAGACGUUGUCAAAAUUCAUCGUCAGCAAACAUGACAGUGCUAGUGGGUCUAGCAUUGGAGAAUUGGGAAAACUAAAAAAUCUUCGGGGAGAGCUUUCAAUUGAAAAGCUCCAAAAUGUUAGAUCAGCUGAUGAUGCAUUGGAUGCAAGCUUGAAGGAUAAGGUUUACCUCGAGCAGUUGGCGUUACUAUGGGAUAUUCCUCAAGAAGAACUUGGUAUUUCGGAAAGUCAAAGAGGCGUACUUGAAAAUUUGCAGCCCCAUAAAAACUUGAAAAGUCUCAAAAUCAGCUACUACAGCGGGAAAAGUUUUCCUGAUUGGAUAGGAGGGCUUACUUCAUUGUCUGAGUUGGAAUUAAUUAAUUGCAAAUAUUGUAGUGCCUUGCCACCCCUUGGGCACCUACCUUUUCUUGAGAAACUCUACAUUAAUGGGCUGGAUGGAGUUGUUACUGUGGGUCCAGAAUUUUAUGGAAAUAGUAGUAAUUCUAAAAUGAAGUCAUUUGGAAGUUUGAAAUUUCUGAGGUUGAGGAAUAUGUCAAAUUUGAAAAACUGGCUUCAUUCUGGUGUACAUCUUCCUUCGUUAGACCAACUUGAGAUCAGCAAUUGUCAACAUUUCGAGGGUUCGCUCUCCAUAGACUCUUUCCCAGUACUUACCAGUAUGAAAAUAAUUAGGUGUGAUAAUUUGGAAUCUGUUGCACUUGCAAAACAAGAUGAACAUGAUGGUUUACUCUCAAAAUUGAAAAUACUUCUGAUCUAUGGUUGUAAGAAGUGUGAGCUCCCCAUGCACAGACAAUAUUCAUCCCUUGAAGAAUUGUACUUGACGGAUUGUUGUGAUUCCCUGACGUCAUUUCCAUUAGACCUAUUCCCAAAUCUGAAGAGUUUUCGAAUCGAAGGGUGCAGGAAUUUGCAAUCUCUAGAACAACAUGGAGGUGAUUUAGUGAUAUCAAAAAUAGGAAUAUGGAGAUGUCCUAAAUUUGUAUCUUUUCCAAAAGGAGGAUUGCGUGCCCCUAACCUUGCAAUGUCUUCUCUCAAAGAUUGCGAGAGCUUGAGGUUAAUGCCGGAUAAAAUGCACAUAUUGCUUCCGUCUCUUUAUUAUUUGGAGUUAGUAAAUUGUCCAGAAGUUGAGUCGUUUCCAGAAGAGGGAUUACCUUCCAAUCUGAAGAAUAUCAAGAUCUUGACAUGUAAGAAACUAAUUGCAAACCCGUGGAAGGAAACACUCCCCCGCAUUGAAUGGUUGGAAAUUGGCGGCGACAAAUCAGAAGAUCAUGUAGAGUCAUUUCCCGGGGAGUUGUUGCUGCCCACCACUCUGACCUAUCUUUAUAUCGAAUCAAUUGGAAAUUUGAAAUCAUUGGACAAGGAGGGGUUUCAACACCUCACCUCCCUUGUAGAAUUGUGGAUCAUCGAUUGUCGAAAGCUCAGGUACAUGCCAGAAGAGGGCUUCCCUGCCUCCCUUCGUUUUUUGCUGAUAGAGAAAUGUGAUCGUGUGUUGAAGGAAGAGUUGGAAAGUAAAAAAGGAAAAGAAUGGCUCAAGGUGGCUCGCGUCCCCAACAUAAUGAUUUAUGGCAUUCUAAUUCAAGGAGAUUAUCGUGAAUGGUUGUGGUCAGGUAUUUGUGCAAGGCGGUAUGAAUAUGAGGAUGCUUUCGAGUUCGAACAACUCCUCCCCUACGAAUAUUAUUAACAAGUUUAUAACGGGUAAAGUUGAUUUGAUCCCUGAGAAGUGAAGAUAUUUGCUUAAAUCUUGUGUGCGCGAGCGCUAGAAGCAACCUCCUACGUACCUAAUUGCCACGCACAUUUCUAUAUGCAUUUCCGAUCCCUGAAGGGAAUGGUUUGGCAGAUGGUUAAUUUGGGAGCUAGCUGUGGAUGUGAGACCACCUUUGUGGACGUGGCAUGGCUUUAAGUUGUGGACGUGUGAUUAGAAAUUAUGAUGCUAAGUUUGUUUAUGCUUUUUCUUGCUUUUGUGUAAUUUCUUUUUGUGUAAAAUAUUUUCUUAAUUACAAUCACUUGUA